CAGAUAAGUGCAGCCGCAAAAAAAACUUGGUCAGCAACGGUUCAUAACUCUCUGGUCAGUAAAAUAUGGCAAAUGGAGACAAUAGAGAGGAAUUUGAACUCAAAAUGGAUGUUUCAGCCAGGAGUGAUGUCUUACAGACCUGCUCUGGUGAAGAGGGUGAAGAGGGUGAAGUGACUUCAGCGGUGCCUGGAGGAAAACUCUACAGACUGGUUGCUGUGAGCUUUGGAUUCCUGUGCAUCCUACUAGCUGCUCUCAAUAUUUCUCAGCACCUUGGUCUUUCAAAUACUGAGGCCAGAUGUAAAAACCUGACUGAAGAGAUAGACAAUCUGAAGAGGAUCAACUUUGCCAUAACUCAUAAUAUGACACAAGAAAUAGAGGCCACCCGCAAAAACCUGACCAGAGAAAAAGAUGAGCUGAAGAUGAAGCUGACUGAUUUUGUUAACCGUUUACAACAAGGAUGGGUAUAUUUCAGUGGCAGUGUCUAUUAUAUUUCUUCUAUCAAGAAAAACUGGGACAAAAGUAGAAAUGACUGCCUGCAACGAGGUGCAGACCUGAUGAUUAUCAACAGCAAAGAAGAACAGGAUUUCGCAGCACAAAUGAAUGAUAGCAUGUGGAUUGGACUCACUGACAGAGAGACAGAAGGGACGUGGAAAUGGGUUGAUGGGACUCCACUGACAACAAGCUUCUGGGCGAGUGGUGAGCCCAACAGCUAUGCAUCCACGGAAGAAGACUGUGCAGAAUUGAGGUAUCACAGAACUGUAGAGAGCUGGAAUGAUAGAUCAUGUCGCUAUCAAAUCCCCUGGGUCUGUGAAAAGAAAGUGCUUCCAUAACUCAGCCUCCAAACUUAUCAGACGUUUAUGUAAGACUUUUCUUUCCACUUUGGUCUCGCAUCCACAGAAACUCCUGCUCAGAUGCACUAAGUAAAGAAUAAGGGACAACUUUCCUGUCACCUGAUCUCUCACUAUGUCGAUGCAGCCAAUCACGCAAUAUUGUCACUGAUCUGUAUUUAUUCUUUUAAUUUGAUCUAUGAUGAAUGGUGUGGGUUAGGUAAGCAAAUUAUUUCCCCAGUGCAAAAAAUUGCUGAUCAUUUUAGAUAACAGGAAGCAUUUAUCAAGACCAAUCAAGUCUCCAUUUGCUCUUGUACUAUCUAGUGUUACUCCUGUGACCUGACAAAGACAAGAUGUUGGCCAAUUUGCAUGAUUUUGAAGAGAUUUACCUUUUUUUCUUUGUGUGUCAGUGUGGACUUACAGCUUCAGAAAAAGAACCUGAAUAUGCUCAUGUGGACAUGCACAUCAUAGUAAUUGUAAACAGUGUUUUCAGAUUUGUCAUCUUUGGGUGGAUGUUGUGUGGAUGUUAUGACUGUGGUGCAGGAACGUGGCCACAUACUUUCUAACAAAAGGUCACUGCUUUGCUUGGAAAAAAAUGAAUACAAUAAUGAAGAGUAUAACACACGUUUUGAUUGAUUGCUAAGUGAAUGUUUCCUCAUGAGCUGACCUCAUACAAUGACUGAAUUUCAAUCUGUUUACCUUUAUCAUUAUAUCAUUAUAAGUAAGAUUUUACCUCCAUUAAGAUAAAUCCAUUUAACUUUACUUUAUGGAAGAUUGCUUCAAAUAAGGUUUGCUUAAUUAACCAUUAGA
Molecule: messenger RNA, 1637 nt
Organism: Toxotes jaculatrix (banded archerfish)
Lineage: Eukaryota; Metazoa; Chordata; Actinopteri; Toxotidae
Product: CD209 antigen-like protein C
Exons: 7
Coding region: 66-830 (254 amino acids)
Molecular function (GO): signaling receptor activity
Source: RefSeq, a predicted model, not a curated record